UGCAAGGGGCCUCCUUGGCCUUCAGGUUCUCUUUGGGGAGGGGGCUCGGCUGCACCCAUGGAUGACAGCAAAGUAGCUGGAGGGAAAGUGAAGAAACCAGGUAAACGGGGCCGUAAACCAGCCAAAAUAGAUUUGAAAGCUAAACUUGAGAGGAGCCGGCAGAGUGCGAGAGAAUGCAGGGCAAGGAAGAAGCUGAGGUACCAGUACCUGGAAGAGCUGGUUUCGAGCAGAGAGAGAGCCAUAUGUGCUCUUAGAGAAGAGCUGGAAAUGUACAAGCAGUGGUGCUUAGCAAUGGAUCAAGGAAAAAUCCCCUCUGAAAUUAAAGCUCUGCUAAGCGGGGAAGAGCAAAGCAAACCACAGCAGAACAUGGCCAAGGUUGGCAAGGCUUCAAAGAUGGAUGCAAACAGUCACAGUUCCUGGUGAAGAAGAUGGAACAGCCAAGAUCAAAGUCCCUGUUUUAUACUAGCAACACUGAUUUGUAGUCUUUAUGCUAAGCUUCCCUUCCACUAUGAUGUGUGGCAAUGCAGCAGCAGCAAAUAACUUGAUUGUGGAGGUGAAUUACCAAAAUAACCCAAUGGCAAGCCAACAGAAUUAAAUCUACAACUUAAAAAACCACCAGUUUGUUAUAUAGAUAUAUAAACUACAACUUA
Lacerta agilis (Sand lizard) is the source of this 650-nucleotide messenger RNA. RefSeq names its product cAMP responsive element binding protein like 2 (gene CREBL2). Gene Ontology annotation, cellular component: nucleus. Gene Ontology annotation, biological process: regulation of DNA-templated transcription. Gene Ontology annotation, molecular function: DNA-binding transcription factor activity. Lineage: Eukaryota; Metazoa; Chordata; Lepidosauria; Squamata; Lacertidae. The coding region runs from base 58 to 423 and encodes 121 amino acids. The transcript has 4 exons. The record is from RefSeq and is a predicted model, not a curated record.